Messenger RNA from Lachancea mirantina, 2727 nucleotides. The record is from the annotation of a GenBank genome assembly. Lineage: Eukaryota; Fungi; Ascomycota; Saccharomycetes; Saccharomycetales; Saccharomycetaceae.
AUGUCAUUGUGGAAACCACAACAUUUAUCUGUUGUUGAACUUGCAUCUGUAUUGAAGAAUGCAUUGUCAAUUUCACAGUCGGACCGCGCAGAUGCAAUGGAAUCAUUGGAAACCCUCAAACUCCAGCCAGAAUUUUUGAAUUACCUGUGUUAUAUAUUGGUUUCGACUGAUGAGGAGUUGGAUUUGGGCAAAGUUUUAUCCAAUAGCGACAUUCAAAGCUGCCGGGCAGCUGCUGGCAUGAUGCUUAAAAACACGAUACUAGAGAAUCACGGAGGUUCUCAAUAUGACUAUGUGAAAUCGAAUAUAAUGAAAGGGCUAUUUAUUGAUAAACCUCUGCUGUCCAAUAUUACCGGCAUUGUCAUCACGUCGCUUUUCUCGUCUGUUUACAGACAAAAUCGUAACGAUCCAACCAGUAUACAGAUAUUGUCGGAGCUUCUAGAACUGAUAUCCAAGGGCAAUGAGGCUGGUGCCAAAGCCCUUUCUAAAAUUGUUGAGGACAAUGCGACUUUUCUUCAGUUGGAAUGGGCCAACUCAGUUAGACCUAUGGAAAUUUUGGUCAAUAAGCUACUAGAAUUCAUGCUGUCUGAAAGUAAUGUUAUAAGAGCCGAGGCUGUCAAAUCGCUGAAUACAUUGAUUCCGCUUGAGAGUCAAUCAAUGCUAACGCGGUUAGACGAUUUUUUGCAGAACAUCUUUGUGCUAGCUCAGAAUGAUGGUCAUGGGUCGGUUCGAAUUCAGGUCUGUCACGCUUUGACCAUACUACUUGAGCAGAGGCCUGACAAAAUAAUAGUUCAACUGCCAGGGAUCGUGCAUUUUAUGCUCCAUAUAAUCCAGACGGUAUCCGAAGAGAAAGUAUCAUUACAAGCAUGUGAAUUUCUUCUCUCGCUGGCCAAUAGUCGAGAAAUGCCCCGGGAUGUGAUGCAGCCCUAUUUAAAGGACCUCGUCCCUACCCUUUUGACUAAAAUGGUCCAUGACGAGGACGAAAUCCUCAUUUUGGAAGCGUCUAACGACGACGAUGCAAAUUUGGAAGAUAAGGACGAGGAGAUUAGACCCUCAACCGCAAGAACAAGUAAUAAAAGAGACACUCCCGCGAAUGAUGACGACUAUGAGGACGAAGAAGAUGGUGGGGCGGAUGAAGUAGAUAGUCACUGGAAUGUGAGAAAAUGUGCGGCCGCAACUCUUGAUAGUGUGACGAACACUCUACCCAAAAACGUUUUAUCAAUUGCCCUUCCGCUUUUGAGGGAUCAUUUAGUCGCUGAAAAGUGGUACAUUCGCGAGGCGACUAUCCUUGCAUUAGGUGCCAUGGCUGAAGGUGGUAUGAACUACUUUACUGAUCAGCUUCCAGCAUUGAUUCCAUUUUUAGUCGAAAAGCUUCAGGAUCCAUGGGCACCUGUAAGGACCAUCACAUGCUGGACGUUGGGGCGAUUCUCUCCUUGGAUUUUAAACGAUAAUACUCAGUUUUUGAUUCCAGUAAUGGAACCAAUUCUGCAAGCCCUCAUGGACAUGAAAAAAAGCGUUCAAGAGGCCGCCAUUAGCAGUGUGGCCGUAUUCAUUGAAAAUUGCGACGGUGAACUUUUAGAGACAUUACUUUACAACGAAUUACUUGUCAAAUUUAGCGAAUGUUUUCAGCUGUACCAGAAGAAAAACCUGAUCAUCUUGUAUGACGCAGUAGGAAGACUAGCGGAGAAGUGCGAGUUUGACGAGUCCGCGAUUGACCUCAUUUUGCCCCAUUUGAUACAAAAAUGGACCUCGCUUGCGGACAACGAUAAAGAACUCUGGCCUUUGCUGGAAUGUCUCUCUUACGUGGCUGCAUCCCUAGGCGUUAAGUUUCUUCCAAUGGCGCCUGAUGUGUACUCACGAGCCUGGCGCAUUUUGUGCCAAGCGGUGGACCUGGAAACGCGCUCACAGGUCGAUCCAACGAUCGAGGUCCUCGACAAAGAUUUCAUGGUCACAUCUCUGGAUCUGAUCGACGGACUAGUACAGGGACUUGGUUCCCAGAGUCAAGCGCUUUUGUUUCCCCACGGCGACCGCGCCAUGUUCCAAGUGAUGCUUCAAUGCCUCAAGGACCAUUUACCAGAAGUGCGCCAAAGCUGUUUCGCAUUACUAGGCGACAUCGCCUAUUUAUACGACCCGCGGCUUCUGCAGCAGGAGUCUCCUCUGGUGGAGUUUUUACAAAGCAUCAGCGUCGAAAUCGUGCACGCCAGCGACGACGGUAACCGGGACGAUUCCGCCACAGCCUCCAUGAACAAUGCUAUCUGGGCCCUGGGACUCAUUAGCGAGCGUCUUGACCUGUCCGAGUUUAUUAUAGACCUGUCUCGCAUUAUGCUUGACAUUUUUACGGACAGAAGAUCUCACUACAAUGGAUCCGUCCUUGAAAACGUUGCAAUCACGAUCGGACGCAUGGCCUUGUUCCAUCCAGAGGUAUUUGCUACAGGCCAGUUCGCCAGCGACACCGUCUGGUCGCUCUACUGCUCGCGAGCUAUGCGCCUCGAAGAUCCUGACGAGAAAACCGCAGCUUUCCGUGGUUUCGUAAAAAUCGUCAACCUCACAGACGCUACGGUCCAGAUAUCUAAUGCUACUCUACACAAGCUAGUUAAAGGUCUGGCUACUGACGUUGACAUUACGGACUUUUCUGACGAUCUCUAUGGUCUAUUCUUCAAGAACCUUGCCGCGCUCCAAUCCAUCAAGUUCAACGAUGAUGAGCUAAGCUUUCUCCAGCAGUUCACGUAA